AUGGAAAAUCUACCACUUAUACCAGGCUAUACAUUUCAAGAUCCAAAUAUCAAAGACUAUAGGUUAUUACAAAAAUUUCAUUUUUUAAAUGGUUAUCGUGUAGUACGUGAUAGACACAGUGGUAUCGGAGGAAGACCAAUAGAUAUUGCAUCUAGUGCUUAUGUAAAAGAAGAGGAUUCUGUACAAUUAAAAUUUAGUUAUGAUCCAUCAUUAACAUAUGGUCGUGUAAAGGAAUAUGCAUAUCGACAAUUCAUUCCACACUAUGCGCUAUUUGCGCAGAAAUGCCUCUGCUUUAAAGCGUUUUUUCGUCAAGGAGUUUUUAAUUCUCCAGAUGAACAUUUUCGUAUACGUCAUGUUAAUAUAAUAUAUCAUUUGGAGGAUGAUACUGUAUGUGUAAUUGAGCCUGCAAUUGAUAAUGUCGGCUUUCAGCAAGGAAAGCUUGUUAGACGUGAUAAAAUUAUAAAAAAUAUAAAUGGCGACACAUUUCAUUGGAAAGAUUUUAAUGUUGGAAUUGACGUAUGUAUUUAUGGCGUAGUCUAUCAUAUUAUUGAUUGCGAUCUAUUUACUAGAGAGUAUUUAAAUAGCCAAGGUAUAGAUGUUGGAGAUAAGGAAGAACCUCCUGUAGAUCCUUAUACAGAACUGAGAUUGAGCAAGCAGAAAACAUUAACUUGUAUUACAAAAAUAUCAGAUGAUGUUAGACGACGAUUUUUAGAAUAUGAUAAAAUGGUAUUAUUGUUCACUGCAACUUGGGAUGACGAUAUUUAUCAGAUUAUGUAUUUCUUGACGGACGAUACGAUCGCUGUUCGUGAAGUACAAAAACCGAAUAGCGGGAAAGAUCCGAUACCAAUGCUAUUAAAAAGAAUGAAAGUGCCAAAGGAUUGGAAAAAUUUGCCAUCAACUUAUCCUGCUGCAUAUAUGGAAUAUGGCGAUCCAGAGAUCAUUGAAUACUAUACACCAAGUGACUUUUUAAUAGGUGGUACAGUUUUUAUAUUCAAUCGACGAUUUUUUUUGCAUGACUGUGACUCCUUCACACGAAAAUAUUAUUCAGAUAUGUUAGGAAUAACGCAACCGGAAGCAAUUCCUUUUCCAACAAAAGACGUUAUAGCUGCACCAGAAUAUAAACCUCCACCACAUAUAAUCUUCGGUACACCUGAAGAUACUUACGUUUCUUGUCUAUCAUUUAUACCGGAACCACCUAAGAAAGAUGUUAUUCGACAACUUCUUAAUUUCCCUAAAAAACUACGUUAUUCUAUGAAAAUAGACAUAGUACAUCCGGAGGAUAAAAGUCGCGACUUUAUUUUAGAAUACAGUUUAAGUGACGGUACUGUACUCGUGCAGGAACUUCAAAAACGUAAUUCAGGACGUCGCGAAGGUUGUUUCUUAAAAGCAACAUUGGUUGCAAAACCAAAGACUGGAAGAGAUAAUCCAGAAUAUUAUACCCCUCAAGAUUUCUAUGUCGGUGCAAAAAUUAAUAUUUUUAAUCAUUAUUUCAUAAUAACUGGCGCUGAUCUCUUUGUGUAUCGUUACAUUGAGGCGAAUCCUGAAAAGUUUCCACAAAAAGUACGAGAUAAUAUUCGUAAUUAUUUAGUUAAGCAAAAUUUACUUUCCGCCGAUAUAGGGACAGAAACGAAAAAGAUUCAGGAUAAUGAAGAAGCGAAAUUGCAAUCGCUUGAACCGUCUAGAGAGACCAUUACAAGGGAUAUUAAUAUGAAACAAUGUAUAAAGGAUUUUGAAAUUCAAACUAAAUGUCGAUAUGAAGGAGAACAUGGUGAAUUACGACCACGCACACCACCACCAGAAGAACUUUGUCCAGAUUUAAUAACAAAUAAUAAACAACCAUCUCAUCAAGAUCCAAAGAUAUUUACUGAAAACAAAGUAAAAAAGAAAGCAAAAUAAAAUGGGAUGAUCAGGUGCAAUGAUGAUAAAGAAAUAUUAUUUCUGAUCAAUAAUUACGUUCAACACAAUAUUUUCAACAAAUUUAUAAAUAUACAUUAAUUUCACACUUUAAAAUAUGGUUUUCCUAAUUUAAAUAAUUGUUUUAAGUAAGUUAAUAUUUGAUAACGCAUGAUCAUAAAACAUUGGUAUUAUACAUGUAUUACGUUGAACGCAAUUACUAUUCAAUCUUUUAUCAUUUUUUAAUUAUAGAACUUGUAAUCAAAACUAAAUCAAAUUCAUAUUUUCUAAAAAAUUCAUUGCCUGCAUACAUGAUUCUGUAAUAGUUCAAUUUGAAUAUUAAAUUCAUAGUUCAAAUCAAUAUUUAAUCAAGUACAAUUAUACAAUGUAAAUACUAAACAAUGUAGUACAUUACAAGUAUACUAUUUGUAUGUCUGCAUAUUAUAAUACAAUGAUAAUAUACAGAUACACAGUCUGUAUACAUUAGCAUGUGCUAUAUUAACCAUAAAAUAAAGUUUAGAUAAACUUUGGAAUCCAAACAUUUUUAAGCAGAAUUCUAAAAUGAUUGAAAAAAAGCAACUAUUUUCAAUAAUAAUUUCCCAUAAAAUACUUCUUAGUAAAUAGUCUAACAAAAUAUUUUAGUGCUGUUCAACUGAAAUACAGAACUUUAAUAGAUUUCAUUUUUAUUCAGUUUUUAGUUAUUGGACAUUACUACAUGUCCAUUUUCUGAGCAACUUAUUCUACUUGUAAACUAUAAAUAAGCUAAAGUGAUUCAAAAACAUUGGCUACAAAUUUUUAAUAUUGAUAUAUUACUUUAAUAAAAUGUGUUUGUUUUUUAAUCAUUUACAAUAUAAAAACAAGAAAAGAGAUUUGUAAUAUAUACGAUUCAGAUUCCCUUUCUUGUUGUUUAUAAUUGAGUAUGCAAAAGUAGUUAUGAUAAUAUGCAUACCUUCAUUAAAAAAUCUGCAUUAAACUAUUCUGUGGUUUAAUUCAUUGAUUAAUUUUGUACAAACUCUUUAAUCAACUCAAAAUCUCAUGUCACUACUUUGUGAUUGAUUCUUUGAUCAUAUGGAAAAUGAUACUAAUUUGCAAUGAAAAAGUAAUUUAAUUUUUAUAAAACUUAAAGAACUCAAAUUUCCUUAUUUCACUGCUUCUUUUACAAUUUUCUACAAAUUAAUUACUAUAUGUAACUAUGUAUAUGUAAAUGUGUAUAUAUAACUACCAGCAAAAUGUAAUCAAAUCUAAGAUGGAAUCUAUUA
This is a messenger RNA of Bombus pascuorum, 3152 nucleotides long. Its product is annotated as EF-hand domain-containing protein 1-like. NCBI's taxonomy places the organism in Eukaryota, Metazoa, Arthropoda, Insecta, Hymenoptera, Apidae. Gene Ontology annotation, biological process: cilium-dependent cell motility; mitotic spindle organization; mitotic cytokinesis. Gene Ontology annotation, cellular component: mitotic spindle; axoneme. The transcript is spliced from 5 exons. Bases 1 to 1896 code for a protein of 631 amino acids. The record is from RefSeq and is a predicted model, not a curated record. Gene Ontology annotation, molecular function: alpha-tubulin binding.